Molecule: messenger RNA, 1804 nt
Organism: Exaiptasia diaphana
Lineage: Eukaryota; Metazoa; Cnidaria; Anthozoa; Actiniaria; Aiptasiidae
Product: probable G-protein coupled receptor 83
Exons: 2
Coding region: 190-1473 (427 amino acids)
Biological process (GO): G protein-coupled receptor signaling pathway
Cellular component (GO): membrane
Molecular function (GO): G protein-coupled receptor activity
Source: RefSeq, a predicted model, not a curated record
CAGAGAAUCUCGUCACAUUUGUGAUCCCGGACCAAACAAGAUAAUCCUUAUAGCCAAACCAUUAAACAUUGUUUGGCGACCUCUGAAUCAUCGGAUACAUUUUUGGUUGGCCGACCAAGCACGCGAAAAGUUGAUAUCUUGAAUGUGAAAAUAACGGAAAUCUACUGACCAAAGCUACCCGACUAAGCAAUGUUUUCUGCUUCAAACGCAACCAAUUCAACGAUAAAUCAGAGCUCUUCUACGCGAAAUACAGUUUCCCCAUUGGAAAUAAUAGCAGUGAUUCUAACGGCUUUACCAACAAUCAUCGGAAAUAAUUUAAUAGUAUUUACAUUUUUCAAAAAUUACAAGAUGAGAACGGUGACGAACAACUUUGUAAUUAACAUGUGCAUUGCAGAUGUAAUGUCGGUAGUGGCUGACAUCUUCUUCUUGCUUGUUCAACUUGUGUAUAAAGACCUCUUUCACCAGCCAGUGUUUUGUAGAAUAUCGAUUUUUCUCAAUCGAUUUUUAAUGAACGUGGUUGUCGUAUCCAUGGUGGCUAUUUCAGUCGACCGGUACAUUAAUUUGGUCCAAAACUCAUUACGACGCCCGACAAGGAAGCAUUUAGUAGUGAUACUGAGUUACGUGUGGCUGCACGGGUUCGUUACGUCGCUUCCUUGGGAUUUGUUCUUUUCAACGGUGUAUUCAGAUGUCGCUUUGGAGGUUUGCAAAAGGUUCCCCCAACCGUACUUAGAUCCAACUGCUAUGACAACUUUAUCGUACAUCACAAAGACCGUCACAGUACUGCUGCCAUAUGCUGGAAUCAUUUGGGUGUUUGCACAAGUGGCGAUGUCCGCGCGGAGACGUCGAUCCAUCCAAGUACAGGACACGGUGUUAGUGAACCCGCAAGCGGCGCGUAAGACUGAACGAUUUGCUCUCCAUUCCUAUGGCCGUGCGACUGUUUCCGCGUUUUUAAUAUUUUCUUCAUUUAUAGGUCUCACCCUUCCGUUUUUAGGCACUGUUGCCUGGGCAAUGGUCACACAGAAAACAAUCUUUUCCCCUUCAAUUGAUAUGAUGGUGUUCUUCUUGUUUCGUCUUCAAGGUGCUCUACUUCCAGUUUUGUACUUGUUGCGGAAUCGUUUCAUCUUCGAUUUCUUGAGUAGACGGUGUUUUUGCUUUCGAUCAACGGAUCGUAUUCGGGAAAAGAGGAGCAUAAAACGUACUAAACAAACGAAUAGAUACAAGAUAUUCUACACAGCCAGGGUGCAAAAAGAGCUGUCCCUCGCCUUUACAGAUAUCACCACAGUUAAGUUUGAGGAGUUUACAACCCAGACUAAGAACGACUCAAAGGUGAUAAUAGUGAAAGAGGAAUCCACAGCAGAUACGGACAGCCCCUCCGAUCGAUUCAACGACAAUGUGUAUGCCGUCCACACAGAACCGAUUCGAUCUGGAAUCACCUUGCAGAAAACUCACAUAAAUAAAUUUCUAGAAAAGUAAUAGUGAUACAGAGCGUUUCAUAAUAACGAUGUUUGUUAAACGUCUUUCCAAUGCUGCUGCUCCCAGUCUGUUACAAGAAACUCGGUAUAUUUUUGUGGGAAAAAUGUUAUUAAAGCAAAAGCGAAAAAAAAAAUGAAAGAGAGAACAAUCACUAAGAAAAGGUAAUUUUAAGAAAAAGAAUGAAAUGAACAGUGAAAAUGAAAUACGGAUGAAAGAUAAAAGGAAUAAAAAAGAAACGACAAGGAAAUGAAAAGGACACGAUUUUGAGCAAUGUCUAUUUUAAGCUACAGGAUGAAGUAAAUUCAGAAUUAAAUCAGUUUUGAAAUUUUAA